Messenger RNA from Gasterosteus aculeatus aculeatus (three-spined stickleback), 5314 nucleotides. Lineage: Eukaryota; Metazoa; Chordata; Actinopteri; Perciformes; Gasterosteidae. The record is from RefSeq and is a predicted model, not a curated record.
AAUAAAGUCUCGAAUAUUUACUAAAACCAUCUGCUGGCUGUUAAGUUAAGAUAAGUUUUUAUCAUUGAGGAGGAAAUGAUGCCAUUUGUUGGGACCCAGUUUCAGCGGCGGAUGCAUCGAGUGUCUGAGAAACAGGAAUUAAUGGAGGAAUAACGGUGAACUUCAGCAGCAUCACCAGACUUCAUCUGCACGUUUUAGAAGAUCAUAUUUGACUGGAGGUGUUUCUCCAGUUCACUUUGUGAGGAAGGAGCCUUCCCGGUCACAAGUUGUUGACCGUUAAAAGGAUUUAUUUGCAUGGGGGAAGUCCGUUUGGUUGGUGUGGUAAUUAAAUGCACAAGGUCAUACUUGAAUUAUUAUCAGCUGGCAGGAUGUGCAGAGCUCACUCCCCUCCCUUGAUGUUAUGACAACCACAGUAAACGCAGUGGACACAAGUGCAUCGUGUGCCCUCUGGUGGGAAGAAACAAACAAUUGGGGAUUUGAAAUGCCUUUAUCACUCCAUACAUUUAGAAAAUAGUGUCAUAGACAAAUCCAUACAAUUUUGUAUGAACGAGGCAGUGGAUGAUUUAUAGAUGGAAAAACAACAAAAAAAGAUAAUUUUAAAUGUUUCAUUCAUAAACCAACUAAAGCUGUCAGAUAAAUGUAAUGUACAAGUAGAAUGUGGCAUGAAAGUACUUCUACUAAAGGUACUAAAAGAGCACAAGGGUCACAGAAGGAAGGAAUGUGUGCGUGCGUGUGUGUGUGUGUGCGCAGGGGGCGGGGCGGCUUGUCACUCACACACAUGGUCAUCGACACACAGCACAGAGCGGCACACAGUCCUUUACUUCUUCUGCUGCUUCUUCUGCAGCGGAGACCCGAUCUCUCCUCGUCUCUCACUGAGUAUUCGCUGUCAACAUGGCGAGCAUUUGAGCAAGAGCGACCCGGACAGCUGGCCCGGCGCAGUGGAAGGCAUGCGCCCCCCAUCCACCCGCGCGCCAAAGCCCUGCGUGCUAUUUAUACUCCGCUGGCCAGGAUCUCUGCUGGUGUCCGUUCAUUCACGCCCGGACGCCGCAAAGGCCACCGCGUCCGGAUCAAAGCCGGCUACAAAUCUGCUGGUUCUGCUAUUCCAUUCGCGUAGGGGAGCCUCUGGUGUUACCAGCUGACCCUUUUUACCCGACGGCAUCGAGGGAAAGCGAGCUGUCAUAGAGACAAAGACGAAACAGUCAGUCAACUACAAUUUAAACAGAACUGAGUCCUCAUCAUUUAAGAGAUCCUCUUUCCCCCCCAAGCUCGUGACAUUAGGGCAGAGGUUUCUCAGUAAUCCUGCUUGCCAAAAAAGUAAACAAACCCAGAUCUGGUUGAGACCUCCAUAUCCAAAGGUUCAAACUGUCCCUGUUAAGGUGAUUCCUGGGGAGCAGCUCUGCAUGUUCUGAUUGGGCCUCUGAUUCGCUUCUCUUCCAGUCGUCACAGCGUAGAUGCUCCAUGGCCAUCCCGCGAAUGUUUAACUCCAACACCCCGUUCGUCGUCAUGACCGGAGGAUCAGAGCUCUCUUUUCUCGGCAAAGAGGACGCCAGCCGAGGAUGCGGGGAGGAGAAGGAGGAGGAGAUGGAGGAGAAGGAGGAGAAGGAGGAGGAGGGCUCGCUGGUCCAGGCCAUCGGCAGCCACCUGAGCCGGGUGAUGCAGCGCGGCACGGCCAACCACGUGGUCGCCGAGGGGCGCCACGCCGCCGGGGAGAGCGUCUCGAUAGUCGCACAGGCCGAGAAUCUGUUAGUGUGAAAGCUGCGCUCCUGAGUGACACAGAGGACGAGGACUUCAACGUGGCGGCCAAACUCCCACUGCAUCACCUCCGGAGGAAACCACGCCGGAAAACCGGAAGGCAGAGCCAAGCGGACGGGGAGCGACCUCCAAUCAUCCGGGGUCUGUGGGUGCAGGAGAUCGAUUGGCUGAACUCGGCGAGCAAAGAGACCACGUCCUUCGCCGCCGCCGAGAUAAUCCCGCCUCCUCCGCAGUUCACCGACUGCGCGGGCCCAGGCGGUGCGGAUGUGUGCGUUGGAGGCGGAGAGGAUGCGGCAGAGGACCGGCCCGCGGCAACGGACGCUAGAGGAGGCUCAGACUCUGACUGCAGUUUGCACCGGGACUCCGAGUCCCUUUACACUCACGAGAGCGAGUCGGACUCCUCCUGUGCCGCAGAGGACUGCGCGCCCGGCGGUUUGGAAGUCGAAGCCAGAGUGUCAAAUUUGGCCUUGGACCUGAUGCAGGUGUCUGGUUGUACGUCUUCCUCUCAUGCAGAGUUGGAUUCAGACUUUGAAGGGUGUGUUCGGAGCCCUGUGGGAGCCUCUGAAUCCAGCCCAGAGAAUGCGUCCCAGCACGCCUUUGGUGUGGUGGACACGUGGGAUGUUGACGCGGUUUUGGGCGGCCUGAGAGGACGAGUCACACAGCUGCCGAAGCUCUUUGUUUCACCUUUCUUUAGAGAUAUGAUCAACCAGACUCUGAACUGGGAGAGCAGCCCGCCUGUCAAUGAAGGACUCAUAUUUCAUCACCUUCUUCAGCCCAGCAGCUGUGAGUACAGGGAGGGAGAGGAGUACUGCGUCCUUCGCCGCAUACAGAGCGGGUCCUACGGGGACGUCUUCUGUGUCAGGGACAAAAGGACAAGAUUCAAAUGUGCUGCCAAGAGGAUCCCGGCGAGUCACUUCAGCAGUGAGGAGGUGAGCACGUGGAGCGCUCUCAACUCUCCUCGCGUGGUGGAGCUCUUUGGGGCUGUGAGGGAGGGACCCAACAUUGUGCUCUUCAUGGACUUGAAGCCUGCAUGUUUGGCCCAGCUCCUGAAAGACAUGAGCUCCCUUCCUGAGGACUUGGCCCUGCACUACUUCCACCAGUCACUGGGGGCCCUGGAGCACCUGCACCACAGAAAGGUCCUGCACCUGGAUGUCAAAGUUGACAACAUGCUGCUGUCGGCAGACUGCCGGGACACGUUCCUCUGUGACUUUGGUCUCUCGGAGACGUUGGACGACAGCGGAAGGAGCUUCAGCGCCUUCAGAGGAGCCGCCUUCCCCGGCACGGAGAGCCACAUGGCCCCCGAGGUGGCCCGGGGGGAUCCACUGUCCGCCAAGGCGGACGUGUGGAGCAGCUGCUGCAUGCUGCUGCACAUGCUCAACGGAUGCCCCCCGUGGACACGAUACUACUCCCCCCCACUUUGUCUGCAGAUCGUCAACCAGCCGGCUCCUCUGUGGGAGGUGCCGUCCAACUGCAACAACUUCACGGCCAAAGUGUUCCGGGCCGGACUCCAGAAGGACCCCGACAGACGGGCAUCGGCCAAGGAGCUCCGGAGGAAAAGCACCAAAGCCCUCCGAGCCGUUGGGGGUCUGAGCGCCUGGUCCGUCAAAAGCGCCCGCAAUAAUCUGCGGAAUGACGGGAGCCAGGAUGAGGACAGCGUCUGUCCUUCUACACCCGGGAUCAACCCGACCACAACCCCGGCCCCAAUAUACUGGGUGAGUCCCUGGAGGACCACAGCGGUGGAAGAGGACGGCAGCGACCGGAGAGACGGUGACUCGGUCCAAGACUCUGAGGCGGAGAUGGACUUCUUAACCGGGGAAUGGGAGUCCUGGCCAAAACCGCUGCAGGACGAUUACAGAGAGGACUGGCACUCCGACUCCGAUUCAGAGGUGGAUAUCUACAUGGCAGAGGAGGAACACCUGCAGAGAAAGUGGUUGAAAAGUGAAAGGGACUACGAGGGCGAUUGGGAGGAGGAAAGAGCGGAGGAGGAGGAAGAAGAAGAGGAGGAGGAGGAGUGGGACUCCUUCAUGUCCACAGAGUAUCUUCGUGCUCUCAGAGGCAUUUUCCCUCUGCUGCAGAAAGGCCAGCAGACAAAUGAAGACUCGUGGGGAUCAGAGCCAGAGCUGGAAAACCUCCGAGAAGAGGCCGUGAUCGGCACCGCCAUCCAGACCCCGUCCCCCGAGCCCCGAGACGACCCCCCCUCCUGCUUCAGCUGCUCGGACACAUCGCAGAUGGACGCCUCAGACAAGGAGUCCGAUCGCUCCUCUGAUGAUCUGAGCUCUGGAGUCUUCUCCUCCUGCAACAGCCGGACAGAAGGACAUCUGGAGUGGUCGGCCUCGGCCAAUCAGCCGUCUUCCUACUGCUUUGAAGGUGUUGACAUCUGGAUCGAGAACGUCCAAGGCGAGUGUCUGAGGAUCCGGGAGCGUCGGCAGGUCAAAGUGGGGCACGUCGCCAUUGGGAUCAGCGAGCAGGUCUCGGGGAAGGCCUUCACCCUGGAGACUCUGGACAGGAAGGCCGUGUCCUUCGAGCUGGAGAUCAGGGAGUCCUGCCUGUGGCUGCGCUGCGUCCCCGCUCCGGACCGCUGUCAGAGCUGGAGGUGGAGGGUCACGGACGGCAAGCUGGAACUCCGGGAAUGAGACUUCGUUGACCUGUUUAUUGUCUCCGCACUGAUUUAGUCAUCGAUCACAACAACACGUGUAGAUGCGCUGCUGAUGUGACCGACAGUGUAAACAUAAGUAUUCAUGGGUCAUUUAAUGUCCUUCUGUAACCGCCUGAUCCGGCACCACGAUGCAUCGGGUCUCUGUGAAGACUCAGGUGCAUGCUGGGUAGGGGACUCUCUUCCCUGUUUAUGUGUGUUUGCGUGUUUGUGUGUGUAUAUACAUAAUUUGUAUUUAUAUUUAUAUAAAGUAGGACAGCUGGUGCUUCUUGUUGAGUUUAUGAGUUGGGAUUUAAUCAGUCAGAUUUUUUUUUUUAAUUUAAAGCCGACUUUCUGCCAUUUUCAAAGGAUAUCUUUCCUCUUUGUUACUUUCCCUUCAGUUUCCUUUGUAAUCUGGAAAAGUCUGUCAUGUUGCCCUUUUAUAACGAGUGAAGCUGCUUAACUCUGAGUUACUGUAGUGACACAUGAGCCCUUCAGACAUUAAUAACUUAAGUUAUACUUAAUAAAAACCAGAACAUUUAUUAAAAACUAUGACCUCAGCGGUUUGUUCUUCGGCCUUUGACCUCCAAGCUGAUGAAACCGGCGUAGAACGAAGAUCAGGCCGACCGACGUUAACGACGCCAAUAAGCACAGUUCAUGUGACCGCAUCACGUGUGAAAGAUCACAGGAUUCAGGCGUCUGAACUCUUAGUACGGAGGCAAUUACUGUAAUAAUUUGGAGUUAUUUCCAUGUCUGGAGUUUGUUUAGUUAAUUUAGGAAACUGAAGAUUGCUUAUAGUCAACAGUUAAAAACAUUUAAUAGGUAUUUAAUCUGCUGAUUCCAUUGAUAUUGUAUUUAAACUCUGCCAUGUUUGGACUGAACUUUAAAACAACGCUCACAGGAAAUACUGUUAAUAAAAUGCUUAAGAGU